Durusdinium trenchii is the source of this 1172-nucleotide messenger RNA. Lineage: Eukaryota; Dinophyceae; Suessiales; Symbiodiniaceae. The record is from the annotation of a GenBank genome assembly.
GUCUAUUGGGAAAGCAUCUUCGUGGUGCUCCCGUGUUUCUCCGGAUAUGCCGCCCUUUUCGGCCUUCAACAUGAGGUCAAGGUUCGGUUGAGGAUUGCAGACGAUAGCUCACAAGCUUCUCAUCAUUUCGGCGCAGCAGUGUCCUGCCUCUACCUUUUUGGCCUCAUCUUCCGUCUUGCCCACAAGGUGGUUUUCUCUAGUCUGAAUCCUCGAGUUCGGGUGCAUGUUGCACUGACUUGCAUGAUGCUCUCGAUGCUCGUCAUGUCUGUUGUUAUUCUGACUCUGGAGUGCUAUGACCUUUACUGGGUCGUUGUCUCAUAUUCUCUUGGUGGGGCAGCAAUUGGCUCAUUUGAGUCCAACCUGCUGAAUUGCCUCACGCCUUUUGGGCACAAAACAAAAAGAUUGGCGAUACUUGGCAUUCCCUUGGGAGUCAACAGCAUCCUAAUUGGAGGAUUCUUUCUCAUGGGUCCACCAUUGCAGGUCUCUGUCACAGCAGUGUUCGCUGCUGUGGCCGCUCUCAACUUCAUCGGAAUGCUUGUCUUUGCGAACUGGAUCCCACCAAGUGGCGAAACAGAAUCUGGUGGAAUGAACGAGCUUGUGGCGGACUGCAAAGGUUGCAGGCACUGGCUCCCCCUCCUUUGGCACUAUCCACUGGCCUUUGCAGUCGACACCUUUACUCUAGCAGGCUUUUCACCAGGGCUGUCCCUCUACGUCUAUAACAAGGACGUGGUGGAAGUGACUGCUGUUGGCAUGGUCUUGGAAACAAAGACGUUCUUUGCCUUCUACAACACCGCAAACAUGCUCGGAGGUCUUUGCGGGCGUUGGCUGAGCUAUCAGCUCCAGCAGCGGCACCCAGCAACCUAUGUGUGUUUCAGUGUACUGGGCGCUUUGCUCCUUGUAUUGCAGGAACCUGUGCUGGCGCCAGCGGGUGCUUUUUUGGUGAUGCUGGGUGAUGGUCUCAUCUAUGGAACCAUCAGCCGUCAUGUUGAUAGUGUGAUCCCUCAGGAGUUCAAUCUCAUUGCCAUCUCUUAUUGGCUUUUCAUCGGGGAUGUUGGCAGUCUCAUCGGGUCUAGCCUGAUCAGCUACCUUCAUGAUUGGCUAGUUGCGUGAGGUGGAGAUAGUGAUAAUUUUUAAUUUGGUGCAGCAUGAUUGCCAUCAAGAGAGGGGCUUCC